GUGUGUAGCGACCAACGAUCAGUCUAAGUGUGUGUGUGUGUGUGUGUGUGUCUGUGUGAUCGUAAUAAUGGCUGUGGAUGGUACAGAUGAGAAUAAUUUGGAAAAAGGUAUUUACACAAAACAUGCAGCCCGUCUUCGAAAGAACGGUCGCCAGCGAAGAUCUUUAUCCCGUCUCAGCAUGUCUCAGAGGUUUAGAGUCUGGGCCUCACACUUUCACCGGCUCUUUGUGACGUUUAUCGGAGCGGAUUGGAUCUUCCUCAUGCUUCUGGGGUUCAUCAUGGCAGUGAUCAGCUUUGUCAUGGAUAUCUUCGUCGUUCUCUUCACAGACACACACAGGUGGAUCUACCAUCUUGCGGACAGUCAUGUUUUGCUGCAGUAUUUGGUGUGGGUCAUUUAUUCGAUGUUUCUAAUGUGUUUCGCGGCAGGAUUCGUAAACAUCGUGUCAGUUCAGGCCGCUGGGUCUGGUAUUCCUGAAACGAAGACGUGUCUAAGAGAUGUGAUGCUGCCGGAAUAUCUCACCUUGAGAACAUUAGUUUCCAAAGUCAUCAGUCUGACCUGUGUGCUCGGAAGUGAAUUGCCUGUGGGCAAGGAGGGUCCGUUCGUGCACAUCGGCGCAGCUUGUGCCUCUCUUCUCUGCAAAUUCAUGGCGCUCUUCAGUAACAUUUAUAAGAAUGAGGCCAGAAACAAGGAGAUGCUGACGGUCGGGUGUGCUGUGGGAAUCGGCUGCUGCUUCGCUGCUCCUAUUGGAGGUGCAUUAUUCGGUUUGGAGGUCACAUCUAUGUUUUUCGUUGCACGAAACUACUGGCGUGGAUUUCUGUCCGCUACAUUUGGUGCCUUAAUCUUCAGACUUCUGCCAGUGUGGAACAGAGAGGAAGAGACGCUUAUGGCUCUUUAUGCAACAAAAUACAGGCUGGACUUUCCUUUUGACCUGCGAGAGUUUCCAAUCUUUAUUGCGAUGGGGAUAGUUUGUGGCUUUGGUGGUGCCUUCUUUGUGUAUUUGUAUGGCAAGAUUUCUUUGUUUGUGAAAAGGCAGAAAGCCGCAAACAGCUUCCUCAUGAAGAAUUGUUUCUUAUAUUCCGCUUUGGUCUCUGUGCUGAUUUCAACGCUCACUUUCCCUCCGGGCUUUGGGCAGUUCAUGGCUGGACAGCUUACACAAAGGGAUUCCUUAAUUUCAUUUUUUGACCAUCGCACCUGGUCAAAUCAUGGCAUUGUAGCAGACUUUGAUGCUGACGAUCACUUAGCCGCCUGGAAACAUCCGCAGGCUAACGUUUUCUUCAUCCUCUCCAUCUUCGUCGUCAUGAAGUUCUGGAUGUCUGCUGUUUCCAUAACCCUUCCUAUACCAUGUGGUUCCUUCGUUCCUAUUUUCGUCAUUGGUGCUGCGUUUGGCCGUUUAGUGGGUGAAGGUUUGGCCACAUUGUUACCAGAUGGAUUUAACAUAGAGGGACACACAUACCACAUAGUGCCCGGAGCAUACGCUGUCAUAGGAGCGGCAGCGUUAACGGCAGGAGUCACACACACGGUUUCGACCGCCGUGAUCAUGAUGGAGUUGACGGGACAUAUCAGUUACAGUCUGCCUAUCCUGAUCUCUGUGAUUAUCGCUAACAUGGUUUCUCAGAGUGUUCAGCCGUCCAUUUAUGACACGGUUAUCCGCGUCAAAAAACUGCCUUACCUGCCCUUGCUCAGCUGGGGCCACCCUGAGAAGUAUAAUAUUUUUGUGGAGGACUUUAUGAAAAAAGAAAUUUGUUAUAUCACACUGAACACCACCUACAGAGACUUAAUCAAGGUCCUACGCUCAGGAAAACUGAAAACACUGCCGUUGGUGAAAUCUGCAGAGUCAAUGCUCUUGCUGGGUUCAGUUGAUCGUGCUCAGUUACUGUCGCUCUUAAUGUGGCGAUCGCAGCAACUGCGAGAGGAAAAUGCUCCCACCAUGUCUGUCAGAUACAAAGUUCACUUCCAGACGUCCACAGAAGAGUCUGCAUCCGCUCAUCUGGACUCCACUAAACCUCUAAAAUCUGCUAUGAAGAAGCCGUCUGAAGAUGAAGAAGAGAUUACAAAUCUUUAUGAUUCUGGCCUCAACUUGAAAAAGUUCUUCUGUUCUCGUCCUGACAUCGAGGCAUUGGAGUUCGACCCAGACAAAGAGGAUGAUACAAUACUUCAAGAGGUUGAUGAGUGGGAGGAGCAACAGCUUGACGAGGAGGUGAACUUGGACAUCUGCAAGAUUGACCCCGCCCCCUUCCAGCUGGUGGAACACACUUCACUGCACAAGACUCACACCAUGUUUUCUCUGUUGAAUCUGGAUUACGCUUACGUCACCGGUGUCGGACGGCUCAUUGGAGUUGUUUCACUGAAAGAGCUGCGUAAGGCGAUCGAAAGCACCAUGCCGGACGGCGUGAGGCUGCGUCCCGUUCUGUCCACAUUCAGAGACCGAGGCUUUCGAGGAGCCAGGGCCAAUACCGUCGAACUCCACAAACUACUGGACCAUCAGAUCUGCUAAAACUCCAGCGACCGAUGAUAACAGGUGAACCAAAUGCCAAACGCACAAAACAGUUAAUAGUUUUAUAGAGACACUUCCUGCUCUGGGUCUCUUUUUAUUGGUGGAUUCAUGAGUGUCAGGGAUCUGCCUUAUUUCAUGGCUUUUUGUCCUCAUUUCCUGCACUGAUUUUAUUUCCGGUUGUAAAAACAAUAGAUAAAGGCUUUUAUAGUUUUUAUUCAUUCUGAAAGUGCAAAAUGCUUCUGGGUUUGUGUUUGUGUGUGUUAGUCUGUAGUAUUUAUAAUUAGUUGUGUGUGAAAACAAUAUAAGUCAAUGCAAAUGUGUGUUUGUUGCAGAAAAGGACUAAAAAGUCAUGAUUUCCUUACAUUCCCUCACUUUUGUUUUGAUGUUCAGAUUGUUCCUUAAAAGCGAUGCUUUAAAAUGUUAUUUAUUUAAAUUAAUUUUUUAUUUAAUGUUAUUUUCAUUUUAAGCCAAGCCACUUAGAGUAAAACAGCAGCAUUAGAUCAUCAGUAAGACUGAUUCAUUUAGGUUUUUAUGCUGUUAUGUAAAGCUUUUAUUGAGGCUUUUGAACAAGAAGAAAAAUAAUUGAAUAACAUUUUGGCUGUUGCAUUGGUAAAACUGAAAAUGUAAAAUUUGUAUAGUUGCAUUGCAAUUGCAACAUGACAGACAGAGAAAAAAGACUAAAUCAGUAAAAAAGGAUAGUUUUUAUUGUUUUCUUGUUUAGCGAUCAAGAAACUUUUAAUUCUGUUAAAUAAUAAAUCAAUUAUUAUAAUUACAGCAGUAUUGGAGUAAAAUGUACCUUUUAUUGGUUUCUUGAUCAUGAAUCUAGAAAAUUGAAAUGCUGUUAAAUAAAUAAAUGCACACAUGCAUGCCUACAUACAUAAAAUAAGUAUAGUAAUUGCAAUAAUAUUGGGCAUUUUGUAAUAAAUGUGCAUUUUUAUUGGUUUCUGGAUUUUAAUUCAAGGAAUUUUUAAAUAAUAAAUUCAUACAUACAUAAAGUAUAAUAAUUAAAAUAAAAUUGGAAAUUUUGUAAUAAAUGUGCAUUUUAUUAUUUAUGAAAUUUUAUUAGUUUCUGCAUUAUAAUUCAAGAAAGUUUGAAAAAAGUAAAACAAAAACAUACAUGCAUACAUGCAUAACAUAAUGAUUAAAAUAAAAUUAGAAAAUUUUUAAUAAUUAUGCAUUUUUAUUGGUUUCUGGAUUAUAAAUCAAGAACUUUUGAAAAAAUAAAUAAAUACAUGCAUACAAACAAGAAGUAUAAUAAUUAAAAUAAUAUUGGAAAUUUUGUAAUAAAUGUGCAUUUUUAUUGGUUUCUAGAUUAUAAGGCAGGAAAAAAAUGCACGUUUUAACCAAGUUUAACCCUGUUAAAUAAAGUAUAAUAACAAUAUUGAGUGAAAAGAAGCACCUUUUUACUGGCUUCUUGAUGUAGAAUCAAGACAUUUGGAAUGUUGUUAAAUAAAUAAAGUAUGAUGAUAACAGCAAUAUCUGGAAAAUUUCUUCCUCUUAUUCAGACAUCAAACAAAAGUUGAGUUUUUCUGAAGAGCUUUAUUGGUGCUGUUGUGUUUGUGUUGAAUAUAUCAUUGUUUGCUGUUUAAUAACCCCUACCAUGUUGUAUUUUGAUAAAUCAAUAUAUGUUUUUCCCCCACUGUUUUCCACUGGGUUUAGCAUUAGGGAGUAUAUGUGCAGAAACGUACUCCACGUGUGUAUUUGUGUGUAAUUGUGUUUGCAGACACCAAAUAAUGAAUAAAACAACUGUGCUAAAUAA
Molecule: messenger RNA, 4253 nt
Organism: Labeo rohita (rohu)
Lineage: Eukaryota; Metazoa; Chordata; Actinopteri; Cypriniformes; Cyprinidae
Gene: clcn2c
Product: chloride channel 2c
Exons: 23
Coding region: 68-2494 (808 amino acids)
Biological process (GO): transmembrane transport; chloride transport
Cellular component (GO): membrane
Molecular function (GO): voltage-gated chloride channel activity
Source: RefSeq, a predicted model, not a curated record